Paracoccidioides brasiliensis Pb18 is the source of this 1203-nucleotide messenger RNA. RefSeq lists its product as uncharacterized. The transcript has 3 exons. The record is from RefSeq and is a predicted model, not a curated record. The coding region runs from base 1 to 1203 and encodes 400 amino acids.
AUGGAUCAAGAUAAUCCACACAACUCCCCCACCCCAACUACCAACCCCCAAGCAGCACAUCGCGAUUCAACACCCUCACGCUCCCCACCUCCUUCAUAUGCAAAUUUCCCACAUUCUGGGAAUUUGCCAACGGAUGCGCAGAGUCCGGACCACGCUCCAAUAGGUGCGCCUUUGGGAGCUUCCUAUUCAACCAACCCUCCGGUAAGGGAGAAGGCGCCAUUAGAUACGCCAUCUUUCACCUCAGAGCCAACACACCUAAUGUCGGAAGGUUCAACUGAACACCCACAUAGCGCUCCUUUCAAAAACUUGGGAGGAGCUGAUUCUGGCGACCUGGAAAGCAAAGGAAAACUUCCAGAAAGUGGCGGAGAUGAUGAUAUAGAACGAUCCACAGUUCGUCCCAGGACUCCGCCGCCAAAUCAAGCACCAGGCACCGUUUCCCAUUCUCGCCUAUGCCUCUUUGUGCGCCAGCAACCUAUAGCAGCUCGUGCCUGUGAACCUGAAGAUAGAUGGCGGCGACCCAUGGAUCCGAUACCAGUCGUUCAGCUGUUGAUGACCGAUUUCUCUCCGGAGUCGGUGGAAGACAGGAUGCAACUUGCAAGCAAACAGUACAUUGUUUCCUGCCACUUAUCUCCAAUCGCAAAGGAGCACGGGGAAGCUAAUGCGAAGCAUCAUUCCAAGCAAGCUGACCGUGGGGAAAUCAACGACACUGACAGCAACUUGUCAGCUGGCAGGACACUAGGCGGCAACUGUCACGCAAGUCCAUUUUCUGUCAAUGAAGAUCCCGAUCCAACCAAUGCGCCUCCCCACCCUCGAUCAGCACCAAAUCAAGCAAUAUACUCGGCUUCUGCCCUUAGAGAAACCUCAGGUCGUUUGCAAUCUCCCAACCCACCGGCAUCUAUGCCUGCGACCUUUUUUGUUUUUACCAACCUUUCCAUUGGCAAGGUAGGCCGUUAUCGGCUACGGUUUCAGCUCAUGGAUGUCCAUGAAGCUUUGCAAUUGGGGUGUUCUCCAAUCCUUCACGAAGUUUAUUCUCAGCCUUUUCAAGUGUUUCAUAAGAGGGACUUUCCCGGUCUGCAGCCAAUAUCCUUAUUGACAGAGAAAUUGAGGUCCUUGGGUGUUGUGGGGAUUUACAGCGCCAGCGACGAUGAUAUCGAAGACUGGACACCCUGCAGAACUCUCACCACGGGCCUUGUUUUGGAUUGA